Molecule: messenger RNA, 766 nt
Organism: Asparagus officinalis (garden asparagus)
Lineage: Eukaryota; Viridiplantae; Streptophyta; Magnoliopsida; Asparagales; Asparagaceae
Product: cytochrome b5-like
Exons: 3
Coding region: 157-561 (134 amino acids)
Cellular component (GO): membrane; intracellular membrane-bounded organelle
Molecular function (GO): heme binding
Source: RefSeq, a predicted model, not a curated record
UGCCACUUUCUUUCUCUUCCUACUCUUCUUCUUAAUUGAGCAAGCGAAGGAGAGAGACAGGAAAACGAGAGGGCUUUCGCUUCGGCGGAGAGAGAGAGAGAGAGAGAGAGAGAGAGAGAGAGAGGGAGGGAGGGAGGGAAAGGGAGAGGGAGAGAAAUGGGGAGCGAUGCCAAAGUGUUCACAUUGGAGGAUGUCUCAAAGCACAACACCAACAAAGACUGCUGGCUCAUCAUCGGCGGCAAGGUUUAUGACGUGACAAAGUUCCUUGAUGACCACCCUGGUGGCGACGAAGUUUUAUUAUCAGUAACCGGCAAAGAUGCAACUGAUGAUUUUGAAGAUGUUGGCCACAGCAACACUGCAAGAGCCAUGAUGGAUGAGUACUAUGUGGGAGAGAUUGACGCCUCCACAAUCCCAGUCAAGACAAAGUAUACCCCUCCGAAGCAACCUCACUACAACCAGGACAAGACUUCAGACUUUAUUGUUAAAAUUCUCCAGUUUUUGGUUCCAUUGGCUAUAUUGGGGUUGGCUGUUGCUAUCAGAAUCUACACCAAGACCGAGUAGAAGAAAGAAGAAAUUUGGUGGUUCCAGUGAACUAGUUUGGUUAGAUCUGUGUGCUAUUGUUUGUGCUUGUAUCUCUUCCCAUUAUGCUCUUGGUUUGUUUCUUUGCGUAAACUGUAUUUUUCUCUUUUAUGUAGGCUUUCUGGCGUACUCAGUUACCUUGUGGAUUGAUAAUUACUGUUUAUGACAAAGAUCUUCAAAUUUAAUA